Molecule: messenger RNA, 462 nt
Organism: Pararge aegeria (speckled wood butterfly)
Lineage: Eukaryota; Metazoa; Arthropoda; Insecta; Lepidoptera; Nymphalidae
Exons: 2
Coding region: 53-373 (106 amino acids)
Source: RefSeq, a predicted model, not a curated record
ACCAAACAAUACUCACGUGUAAUACGGAAUAUUUGAAAAUACCUCUGUCAAUAUGAAGUUGUUGUUUGUUUUGUGUCUUAUUGCCGUGGUCGGGUUAUCGGUGGGUGAAAUAGAUCUCCAUCCGAGGGGCUGUAUUUACAUUGAGGGAAGAUGCGUUCGCGACUGCGAGGAAGGCACCCACGGGUACUCAACCGGAUGUAGCCCAGUAGAACCGGAACCUACCUGCGACAACCCCACCCCUGUGGUUGACCCUACCGAAGAUAUCUGCGACUUCACCGCGUGCUACUGCGACGCGCCCACCGUGCGUGAUACUGCUACUGGCAAAUGCGUGCUUCUAGAAGAAUGCACUAAGACGAAAGAUACCAAAAAUUAAUUAAAAAAAAUCACAAAUCGAAAAAAAUGUGGCAUUGAUACAUAUUUGACAGCCAUUUUGGUAAAUAAAUCAUUUUCGGAAAACUAAAA